GGUAAUCCAUUGUUGGUGCUAGGGGCCAUAAAAUUAGAGCCCAGAAAUGUUAAAACAGAUUUAUACCUGAUAGUAAUUGAUUGUGAUGGUUAUUUUAGUCCUUUAGUAGGUAGAAAUUGGUUGAAAAUAUUAUUUCCUAACUGGCAAGAAAGAUUUAAGCUUCACAAUGUAGGUUAUAUACAAAAAGAGGGGAUAACUCAAGAUAAAAAUAAGUUGAUUGAAAGUGUUAAAAAUAAAUAUAAGUGUGUGUUUGAUAAAGAUAGAUCCUCGCAUAUUGUAAACAUGCAGGCUACUUUGAAGCUUAGGGAUGGGGCAACUCCUAUUUUCCAUAGGGCUUACUCCAUUCCUUAUGCUAAAAAGCAGGAAGUAGAAAAUGAGAUAAUAAGUUUAGAAAAGGCAGGAAUUAUUCAGAGAGUAACGCAUAGUGAUUGGGCUAGUCCCAUUGUUGUAGUUCAAAAGAAUGAUAAAAAAAUUAGAGUGUGUGUAGACUAUAAAGUGACCUUAAAUAAGAUGUUAGACACUGAUCAUUACCCCUUGCCUCUUCCAGAGGACAUAUUUGCAGAGCUGGCAGGAGCACAGGUAUUUUGUGUCCUGGACCUGAGUGGUGCCUAUCAACAAUUGUUAUUAGAUGAGAAAUCACAAGAAUAUAUGACCAUUAAUACACAUUUAGGAUUAUUUAGGCCCACUCGCUUGCAAUUUGGAGUAUCAUCAGGCCCAUCAAUUUUUCAAUGUGUUAUGGACCAAAUAUUACAAGGGGUGAAUAAUGGUAAAGCAUAUAUUGAUGACUUGAUCAUAACGGGUACAAAUUUAGAAGAUUGUUAUAAGAAUUUAGAAAAUGUGUUAGAAAAACUAAAACAAUAUAGAGUGAAGGUAAAUUUGGAUAAGUGCCAAUUCUUUUGUAGUGAGAUUAAGUUUUUAGGGCAUUUAGUGUGCGAAGAGGGAAUAAAACCAUUACCUGAAAAAGUAGAGGCUAUUACAAAGGCACCAGAACCUACAUCCAUUACACAGUUACAGGCAUAUUUAGGACUAUUAAAUUAUUAUGGAAAAUUUCUACCUAGGCUUUCGGAUAAAUUAGCACCAUUACAUGCGUUAUUAAGAAAAAAUGUUCCCUUUAAAUGGACAAAGGAGUGUCAUGAGUCUUUUGUAGCGAGUAGGAAAUUAAUCACAGAUUGUAAUUUACUGGUGCAUUAUGAUUGUAACAAAGAGGUGUUUGUCACCACUGAUGCGAGUCAAUAUGGCCUUGGGGCGGUUUUAAGUCACCAGAUAAAUAGUGAACCUAUAUGUUUUGCAUCGGCUACAUUAAAUGAUGCUCAGAAGAACUAUUCCCAAGUGGAAAAAGAAGCUUUGGGAAUUAUCUUUGCUGUUCAAAAGUUCCAUAAGUUUUUGUAUGGCAGAAAAUUUGUGCUUGUGACAGACCAUCAGCCUUUAAAAUUUAUAUUUGACCCUCUUAAAAAAAUUCCAAUUACGGCUAAUGCAAGGUUACAAAGAUGGGCUUUAAUACUGUCAGGUUAUCAGUAUGAAAUAAAUUACAGAAAGGGCACAUUACUAGGAAAUGCUGAUGCUCUGUCACGAUUACCAUUACCAGAAAAAGCCAAUGUAGCUGACUGCAUCAAUUAUUUUAAUCUUAAAGAUGAUGCUCCACUUGACUUUCAGGAAAUAGCUAAAUAUACACAAAAAGAUUUGACAUUAAGUAAAGUGUAUGAAUAUGUUUUAUCUGGAUGGCCCAGUUCAAUAAAUGAUGAGUGUAUAAAACCAUAUUUCAGUAAAAGGGCGGAAUUAGGUACUGAGCAUAAAUGUUUGAGAGAUAAAGUAUUAAGGUUAUUUCAUGAGUCCCACCAAGGAAUUGUGCAAUCAAAAAUGUUAAUGCGAGGUUAUUGCUGGUGGCCUAAUAUGAAUGAAGAUGUUGAAAGAGUUGUGGCCAGUUGUAAUAUAUGUCAAUCAUCAAGAAAUUUUACCAAUGUUAGCCCGCCAGUCAGUUGGAAAAAAUGUGAAAAUGUUUUUGAAAGAGUUCAUGUAGACUUUUUUAUGAAAAAUUCUGUAACUUAUUUGCUAAUAGUUGAUUCAACUUCAAAGUGGCUUGAUGUGCACAUAAUGAAUGGCACUUCAGCUUCGCAAGUAAUAGAAAAAUUGUGUAGAACAUUUGCUAUAAUUGGUAUUCCUGUAUACCUUGUCAGUGACAAUGGGCCACCCUUUUCCUCUGAACAAUUUGUACAAUUUUUAAAAAACAAUGGAUGUGUGCCUUUAAAGAGCCCUCCAUACCAUCCUGAAUCAAAUGGAAUGGCAGAGAGGACUGUUCAGACAGCUAAACAAGCAUUAAAUAGGUUAUUAGUAGAACAUGAGUCCAGACCCUCUUUCAGACAAGAACUAUUGUUGCAAAACUUUUUAUUUACAUAUAGAAACAGCCCAAACUCCACUGGCAUGUCUCCAAAUGAGAUGUUAUUUAAAUAUAAGCCUAGAACUCGUUUCGAGUUAAUAAAGCCAUCAAAUGCAUUGUCUAAAAAAGUAAUAAAAAAUAAUAAUUUAGAUAAACAGGUUUUGACUUUUAAGGAAGGAGAAAAAGUGUGGGCAAAAAAUUUAAAAGAAGGAAAAGGAUGGACCAAAGCUAUUAUUGUUAAAAUAUUAAGCCCAGUUAGGUAUUUAAUAACCACAAGUGGUAUACAAAAAUAUUAUCAUGUUUCUGAUUUAAGACCAUGUGUAGAACUGCCUCAGAUCCCGGUUGAAAAUGAGUCAAAUCCAUCAGUGGAGGCUGCACAUCCUCUUAUAACAACACCGCCAGUCCCGACAGAAGUAGAACAAAACGAAGAGGAUAGACGAAAUGAGUGUACUGGGGAGAAUGAUGAAAUUGGAUUAGAAGAUGUGGGACCUUCAGCUGAACCACCAGAAAGAGUGGGAGUAACUGGACCACCACAAUUGGCAGUUGACGCCCCUGAGAUACUGACAUCACCAGCAACUGACCCGGAUCUGAGACGGUCUACGAGAAUCAGGCGAGCACCUGAAAGAUUAGAUUUGUAA
This is a messenger RNA of Cydia amplana, 3012 nucleotides long. RefSeq lists its product as uncharacterized. The record is from RefSeq and is a predicted model, not a curated record. The coding region runs from base 283 to 3012 and encodes 909 amino acids. NCBI's taxonomy places the organism in Eukaryota, Metazoa, Arthropoda, Insecta, Lepidoptera, Tortricidae. Gene Ontology annotation, molecular function: nucleic acid binding. The transcript has 2 exons. Gene Ontology annotation, biological process: DNA integration.